AAUGGAUUAGAGCCAAGACUUCCCUGACGUUUCAUGGGACGGACGCUUUUACUUUGAUCUCUUAAUUUUACAGUUUGAAUAAAAGAAAGCCAUGGCAGUCUCGGUGACAUCGGAUGAUCAGAAAUUCUGCUUGAAGGAGGUGCUGGACACUUUCAGGUUAUGCCUGUCUGAAAACAAAGAGGUUUACCUGGAACACUACGUGGGUGGUUGGCGAGGUUUGGUCAAGUUCCUGAACUCAUUGGGAAGCGUCUUUGGCUUCAUUUCCAAAGAUGCCGUCAACAAGAUUCAAAUCCUGGUCAACCUCCAAAAAGGUGAAGACGGCUCUCACUACACUACCAUCCAGUCGAUGGUAAAAUAUGAGCUGGAGAACCAACUAGUGGACCUCACUAAAAGUGGCGCCCACCCAACAUCGGGCUGUCGUACUCUCCUAAGACUCCACCGCGCUUUGAGAUGGCUGGAGCUAUUUUUGGACAGUUUACGCACGAGUACUGAAGAUAGUAAGACUUCAGUGUUGUGUGCGGAUGCCUAUAACGCCUCCUUGGCAAAUUUUCAUCCCUGGGUGGUACGGAAAGCUGCAGGAAUGGCUUUCUGUCUUCUUCCCGGGCGACAAGCUUUCUUUGAUGUUAUGAAUGUAGGGACUCCAGAGCAGGUGGUUGCCAUGUUGGGAGAAGCAAUUCCUCUCAUCACUGAGGUGUACAAGAUCACAGAGGACCUAUAUGCACAAAACAACAUUCUAGAUUUACCGUAAGGCAGACUUGCAUUGACCUACCUGAAGGAAAAUUUGCAUUGAAAUGGUUUGUGCCGAAGGGAAGAGCAUUUUAUGGACUGUGAUGGGAACAAUUAUCUUUAAAUAUAUUACUUGAAGUAGAGAUGCACCGAUCCAGCUUUUUACUUUAAGUAGCUGCUGAUAUCUGACAUUAACUUGGUGUAGGGAAGGAAUAUGGCACUUAUUUCCUUAAAACACUGUAAACUUAUUAUACAAGAGAUCCAAGUGUGUUAUGCAAGUUAGAUUUAUCCAAAGAUAAAGUAUAUUCAAAGAUGUUUCCUUCAAAUAAUUAUUGAAACAUUUUGCAUAGUCUUAUUAAAUCUAAUUAAAGGCCUAACCAAGGUAUCAGUUAUGCACAAUACAGCAAAUUUUUCAGUAUUAGCGCCGAUAUUUGAUACUAGUAGUGGUACAUCCCUAACUUGAACACUAAUACCACUACUAUUCCUAGGUUUUUAUGGUAAUGUGGCAUGUAUAUUAUUUAUUGACCUAUCUCUAUACUAGGAUAAUCAUUUUUUAAGAGAUUAAUGUAAUGCAGUAUCAAACAAAAUUACGCUCACAUGACAAACUUUAACUGUAUUUUUUUUAAACACAUUGUACUGUAUUGGUGACUAGUCUGACAUUACAUCAAAUUAGCUAAAGUUCUGAAAUAGUUGGUCUUUUAUGUUCAUUUCACGUUAAAGUGCCAAAGAAAAUGACACUUUAAAAUGAAACUACGGAUUAUUUGUCCUGUUACAACACAGGAUGCUGGAUAUUUUUAAUUGCAUGGCCAGUGCUGAUGGUUUGUGAUCUUAAGAUAAAUGAGUUUCUGUUUAGUUUUUUAAAUAAUGUACAGUUCUAAUAAAGGAUCACCAUAUGUUUUG
This is a messenger RNA of Boleophthalmus pectinirostris (great blue-spotted mudskipper), 1626 nucleotides long. RefSeq names its product ceramide-1-phosphate transfer protein (gene cptp). Gene Ontology annotation, biological process: ceramide transport; intermembrane lipid transfer. The coding region runs from base 92 to 748 and encodes 218 amino acids. The record is from RefSeq and is a predicted model, not a curated record. Gene Ontology annotation, molecular function: ceramide 1-phosphate binding; ceramide 1-phosphate transfer activity. Gene Ontology annotation, cellular component: cytoplasm; membrane; cytosol. The transcript has 3 exons. NCBI's taxonomy places the organism in Eukaryota, Metazoa, Chordata, Actinopteri, Gobiiformes, Gobiidae.